GCCCUCCAGACCGGAGCUCUCAUUGGCUGGCCGUGCUUCUCGAUGUCUGAAGGUGUCCCGGGUGCAGAUCACUCGGAGCCGUCAUCAUGAUCUCUGUGAAGGAGCAGGAGGCCAUCAGUCAGCUCAUGGAGUUCUUCAAGGAUUGGGACAACGGUGGUAAGGUCACCCGCUGCCGAAUUCUCAACAACUUCAUCACCUCCAAUCAGGGGAGGACCGCGCCGGAACUGGAGGAGGAGUUUUCCCAGGGGGGCAGCCUGUUCCUGGCCCGGAUCACCACAUGGCUGAGACUCUCAUAUAUGUUCGGGACGUGUCUGAAGGAAAUUUUGCAGUCUGUCUCCAUUUUCCUCUCAUCCGCCGGCAGCGCUCGUUAUAAGGUGGAGUUCGUGGAAGUUGGAGGCAUCCUGACACUGCUGGAGAUUUUGGGAUUGAAUCAGAUAUCGGAUCAAAACAAGACGGAGGCUCUAAAAAUUCUGCAGAUCCUGGGCCGAUCCGGACGGACAUAUAAAGAGCUGAUCUGUGAGAGCUAUGGAGUACGUUCGGUCGCUGAAUGUCUGGCCAAGUCUAAGAUAGAAGAGACUCAGGAACAGGCCCGGGUGCUGCUGGAGCUCUUGGCUCACGGGAACCCCAAAUACCAGACACAAGUGUAUAAGGGGCUGAUCGCCCUCCUGGCCUGCGACUCCCCCAAAGCCCAACACCUGACCCUGCAAACACUGCGCACUGUGCAAGGAAUUGUGCAGACAGCUCACCCGUCUAUAUCAGAGCCGCUGCUGGCAGUGCUGCAGUCCAUGCACCUGGAGGUGCAGUAUGAAGCUCUUCAGCUGAUUUGGGAGCUGAUGGACACGGAUGUGCGUCCGGCGCUGCUGAAAGGACUUGUGUCCCUCCUGAAGCCGUCACAGAGAGAGAGGACAAGGAGCCGCCCGCAGAUCCUGGACGACCCGACAGCGCCCCAAAUUUCUGAACCUUUGCCGACGUUUAUUCAACAAGCCGCCUCUGCUAAAGCCAUCAGGAUGUUGGCUCGGGAGUCCCCCCAGCUGUGUGAGGAUCUGAUCCAGCUGAGAGUCGUCCAUCACCUGCUGUACGCCAUGGGGAACACGGAGCACACAGACAGCCAGAGACAGGCCAGCCUGACCUUGGAGUAUUUCGUCUCAUCAUUUCCUGCGGUGGAGGAAGACGUGCGGACGGCGAUCGGUGACAAGCUAUUCCGCAUGCUGACGGAGAAUGCUGAGCUAUUGUACAUGAAGCUGGACAGAGUUCACAUUGACAUCCUGAUCUCCAACCAAGUGACCGUCCCCGGAGUAAAGGAAGAGUCCCGGCACUGAACGUGGGCCAUCACUGGGACAGAUGAUUGACACCCGGACGACACAAACUCGGUGCAUCGAAGGAAAAGCCGGACCGUCCUUGUGCCGGAGAAUCAAUGAAAUUCUUCUGCCUUGUUAUCAGUGUAUUCGCUUUUUUGUUUUGUUUUUAUAUAAAAAGCUUCCAAACUGC
This is a messenger RNA of Rana temporaria (common frog), 1488 nucleotides long. RefSeq names its product armadillo like helical domain containing 1 (gene ARMH1). The record is from RefSeq and is a predicted model, not a curated record. The transcript is spliced from 12 exons. Lineage: Eukaryota; Metazoa; Chordata; Amphibia; Anura; Ranidae. Bases 87 to 1319 code for a protein of 410 amino acids.